This is a messenger RNA of Adineta ricciae, 336 nucleotides long. The record is from the annotation of a GenBank genome assembly. NCBI's taxonomy places the organism in Eukaryota, Metazoa, Rotifera, Eurotatoria, Adinetida, Adinetidae.
AUGCUUCGUACAUGCGUUAAUUUAUUAUACAAGAGAUCGUUCCAGUUAUCUCUUGCAACACGCUUCACAAGCACCGACCCAACAGCUGGAGCAAUCAACGCUGCACACGACAAAUUUUCUGAACGUGAACAAGCGUUUGAAAAUGCAUAUUUUCGCAAAUUGAAUGACGAGCUUUUGGUGCAACUACGCGAACGACACGGUGAUUUAGAAAAACAAUCGGAUAACAUCGAACAAGAACGUAAACGUAUCGAAGAACAAAUUAAAAAUUCCAAUAAAUGUGACAUAUCCAAACGCUUGCCAAUCAAAGAGAAAUAUUCUACUGUUAAAAACACAUAA